This is a messenger RNA of Sipha flava (yellow sugarcane aphid), 2210 nucleotides long. RefSeq names its product ankyrin repeat and zinc finger domain-containing protein 1-like. The coding region runs from base 228 to 2186 and encodes 652 amino acids. NCBI's taxonomy places the organism in Eukaryota, Metazoa, Arthropoda, Insecta, Hemiptera, Aphididae. The record is from RefSeq and is a predicted model, not a curated record. The transcript has 12 exons.
UCUUUUUUGAGACACCUUAUGUAUAUCUGUGUUAAUUCCGUCAAUGAAAAAGAUGAUAAGUGAUAACACCAAUGUCAAUACAUGCUCAAGGUGAUUGUUUAAAUUUCAGCAAGAAUAUUAACAUGCCAAGUGGUUGAAAUUUGUUUGAAAAUAGACAAAAUUAAUGUGAAGUUUUUUCACCUAUAACUUGCUCUUUUUACUGUAGUAAUUCUCUCUAAGAAUUUACUAUGGCAACAAUUUUACCUUUACCUAGUAAAACUGUCAUUAUUGGAAGUAAUGAUUUCCAGUCACUUAUAAAUGGGGUACGGCUAAUACAUUUAGGAUCGACAAAGAAAGAAGAUACUGUACUCGAGAUUAAAAAUUUGGGAGAUGCUAAACAUUGUUCAUUGGGCUUGUACUGUACAACUUGUCAAAUAGCUUUUGAGCUAUCCGAAGAACAUAGAGCUCAUUAUAAAUCUGAUUGGCAUCGAUAUAAUUUAAUGCAAAAAAUACAUAAUAAGCAAACAAUAGAUGAACCAAAGUUCCUUGCCUUAGAAAGUAAAGCUAAUGACAGCUUGUCUAGCUGUGAAAGUGAUGAUGAAAUCAAUGCAUACAAUUCUCAUUUUUCAAUGGAUUCGAGAAUAUUUUUCGAAAAUAAUAAUGGAAAUGCUUUUUCAGUAUAUAGAUGUUUGUUGACUAAUAAAAAAGACAUUCCGAAUGAAGAAAUCAUUGUCAAUUCAUUGACGUCUAUUAAUUCUAAACAAAUGUGGUUUAUAGUUAUGUUAGGAGGAGGACGUUUUUCCGCAGCUAUAUUUAAAGGUAAAGAAGCAAUUGUUCAUAAAACAUUUCAUUCCUAUACUGUUCGGGCCAAACAAGGUGGAUCUCAAAGUACACAAGAUCGAUCAAAAGGUGGAUGUAAAAGUGCUGGAGCAAGUUUACGUAGAUAUAAUGAAGCAUCUCAAUUAAAACAUAUUCAAGAAAUAUUGACCUCAUGGCUGCAUCAUAUAAAAAUAUGUGACCAUAUAUUCUAUCGAGCGAUUGGUCCACAUAAUCGAAAUAUUCUGUUUGGUGGUUCAAAUCCACUUAUAAAUAAGAAUGACUGUAGGCUAUGUCAAAUACCUUUUGGAACUAAAAAAGCAACUUUUGGCGAAAUUCAAAAAGUUUGUAACCAAUUAUCAACAGUUUUAGUAUAUGACUCAAAAGAAAUUAUCAACAAUUCUAUUCAAAGUUAUGUAUUAAAAUUAUUUAAAAAGAGAAAAAUUAAAAAAUCAAAUUUAAUUCAAACCAAAAAAACUAUAGACAAGCAUAUAGAACAAAAUCAAAAUUUAAACAAAAAAAACUCUAUUGAUGUUCAGUUAUCUUUAUCAUCUGAUUUUAGUGAAAGUGACAUUGAAUAUGAAAGUUUAGAACCUCCUCAAAGUAAUAUAUUAUGUGAAAAUAAUAGCAAUGUUCAACCAAAUAUCAUGAAGAUUAAAAAACAAAAGAAAAGAAAUAAAAAAUCUAAAGACCUAAUUCCUAAAUGUGCUGAAGUAGAAGAAGUAAAAAAACUUUUGUUAGAAAAAAUUGAAGAAAAAGAUAUUGAAGCUUUAAAUAAAUUUAUUUUGUUGGAAGAAACAAAUAGUUUUGUUACAAAAGAAUAUCUUGAAAAAAGUUUAAAUGAAGCCAUUGAUGAUAAAAAUAAUACUGUUCUUCAUUUAACAUCAAUUAACUGUCUUCAUGGUCAUAUUUAUUUACUUUUAGAACAUGGGUCAAAUCCAAUUCAUAAAAAUAAAGAUGGAAAAACUCCUUACGAAUUAGCACCUGACAAAGCAACCAGAAAGGUGUUUAGGAAGUUUAUGGCUGUAUUUCCUGAUAAAUAUGAUUACAAUAAAGCUCGUUUACCAGGACCUUUAACUAAAGAAUUGCAAGAGGAGUUAAGAGAAAGAAAAAAAGCUAAACAAAAACGAGCGAAAGAAAGGAAAAUUGUUGAAGAAUUGAGAAAAGAAGAAGAAAUUGAGAAGCAAAAGUAUCUUCAACUUUCUGAUCGAGAAAAAUGUGCAAUAGCAGCAGAAAAACGAUUUACAAUGAAUCAAUCAAUAGGAAAAGCUGUGCGAUGUUUUUAUUGUGGUAAAAAUAUAGAAAAUAAAUUUCCAUUUGAGUAUAUGGAUUAUAAAUUUUGCACUGUGCAGUGUGUUAAAAAUCAUCGACAAAAAAAUAUUGUAUUUUAAAAACUUGGUCUUUUAUAAAUAUUA